AUGACCAGCUUCCUGCAUGGUCGGAAGCAGUAUCAGGGGUGGGUGUUUGGACCCACCGAGACUGUGGUGAUCUCGGGCAGCGGCUUCCCCGACCUCGUUCCCGAUGGGGCUGACCCCGAUGCCGCCGAGAAGAAGGCGGUUGCUCUCCUGUUCGAGUAUGCCCAGGUGGAGCCCGAGAAAGGCAAGAAGAAGAAGACGGGUUCCAACAACAGUGAUGCCACCAUGGAGCGUGAUCUCCUGGAUGAUGUGGGGUACCCCACGUGGAAGGGGCAGAUUCUGGAUGGAGAGCAGCUGUGGGCGCUAAUAGAGGGCUUGGAGGCCAAUGGGCUGCUCUUCUACACGCACCUGCUCACCGGUGGGUUCCAGCUCCUCUCCUUCCAUUCUCUCCCUCACACACUUUCCUUUCCCCCCUCUCUCCCUCUUUCCCUCCCUCCUUCCCUCCCUCUCUCCCUCUUUCCCUCCCUACUUCCCUCCCUCUCUCCCUCCUUUCAUCAGAAGUAUCCUCAAGACUUGGCUAGAGCAGCGGAGCUAGCAGUGGCAUCCCUACAGCAGAGCUGGCAGUGGCACUGGGCUGUCCAUGGCUUUGAGGCAAGCUAUAUGAGCAGAGUUGGCAUUGGCAACCCGUGGCAUUGCAACCUUCCUGACCUGAUUGCUGCUCUCCUCCCAUUCUUUCUCCCUACAGGCUGUGCUCGCACGAACCUUGCAGCACCGCUCUCCACCUCUGGACGGCACCGAGUCCUCUCCCACUCCCCCACUCCCAAGCGCCUGGAGCUCUGCCUCGUUCAGAGCCGCGAUGACAUUAUAAGCCCGCCUGUUGUGUUACGUGCACAAGCGGUUGAAAGCGGUGUAGAUGGUUUAGAUGGAUUGCAAGAUGGUGAAAGUGCCUUGCGCGUGACGCGGACCGUACUUGUCUCCCGCCGAGUAGCCAUGGAGGACGCAGAGGCGCGCCGCUCUCGCCUGCGCAGCAUGCGCGAGUCCGCGGCGAAGCAGCAGGCGGCGUCCCCCGGCGCGCCCACGCCUUCCGCCGCCCUCUCCGCACUCCCCUCCCCUGACUUCUCUCCGCCGCUUAUCCGCACGCAUCUGCGUGUGCGCCAUCCGGGGAAGGCGGACCUGGGGGAGGUAGAUCUGCUAGACGGCCAGCAGGAGCAGCCACCACAGGCUCGGGGAAUUUCUCACAGGCCUCAUGUGGAGAUCGCGAGCAUGGAGGUGAAAGCCCAGCUGCUGGUGGUGGAGGGGAGAUGUCCCAUGAAGCAUCGCCACAUCUCUUAA
Messenger RNA from Closterium sp. NIES-65, 1269 nucleotides. The record is from the annotation of a GenBank genome assembly. NCBI's taxonomy places the organism in Eukaryota, Viridiplantae, Streptophyta, Zygnematophyceae, Desmidiales, Closteriaceae.